GACCAAAGCGGAGCGCGGCCGGGGAUUGGCUGGCAGCGCCCGGGCCGCCGUGCGUCGCUGGUGACGCACGCCUCGGGGAGGGUGCGCGCGCGUUCAGCGGCCUCUUUGUGUGGUGCCCAGAUAGGGGAGCGGAGGUGGCGGCCGCGGCGGCCUCGGUUGUCUCCCGGUGUCCCGGGCUCGCCCUCUAGCCGGCGCCUCUUCCCCCUCUCCCUCCCCCUCGGUCCUUCCUUCCCUCCCCUUUCCCUUCCUUCCUCCCUCCCCCGGCGGCGGCGGCCUCUCUCUCUCUCUCUCUUUUCCCCCCCCUCUCCUCUCGCCCUCCCCACCACUUUCCCCCCCCCCUCUUCCCGGCAACGGCCGGGCCGCGGGCGGCGACGAGGCCCUGAGCCCGCCAUCACGGCGGCGGCGGCCAAGGCGCGGGGCGCGCAGGGCGGGGGCAAGGCCCGGGCGGUGGAGAUGGAGAACUCGCAGCUGUGCAAGCUGUUCAUCGGCGGCCUGAACGUGCAGACGAGCGAGUCGGGGCUGCGCGGCCACUUCGAGGCGUUCGGCACGCUGACGGACUGCGUGGUGGUGGUGAACCCGCAGACGAAGCGCUCGCGCUGCUUCGGCUUCGUCACCUACUCCAACGUGGAGGAGGCGGACGCCGCCAUGGCCGCGUCGCCGCACGCCGUGGACGGCAACACGGUGGAGCUGAAGCGCGCCGUGUCGCGCGAGGAUUCGGCGCGGCCCGGCGCGCACGCCAAGGUGAAGAAGCUGUUCGUCGGCGGGCUCAAGGGCGACGUGGCCGAGGGCGACCUGGUGGAGCACUUCUCGCAGUUCGGCGCGGUGGAGAAGGCGGAGAUCAUCGCCGACAAGCAGUCGGGCAAGAAGCGCGGCUUCGGCUUCGUCUACUUCCAGAGCCACGACGCGGCCGACAAGGCGGCGGUGGUCAAGUUCCACCCGAUCCAGGGCCACCGCGUGGAGGUGAAGAAGGCCGUGCCCAAGGAGGACAUCCACGCGGGCGGCGGCGGCGGCGGCGGCGGGAGCAAGUAA
Molecule: messenger RNA, 1029 nt
Organism: Dipodomys ordii (Ord's kangaroo rat)
Lineage: Eukaryota; Metazoa; Chordata; Mammalia; Rodentia; Heteromyidae
Gene: Hnrnpa0
Product: heterogeneous nuclear ribonucleoprotein A0
Exons: 2
Coding region: 454-1029 (191 amino acids)
Molecular function (GO): RNA binding
Source: RefSeq, a predicted model, not a curated record